This is a messenger RNA of Sesamum indicum (sesame), 889 nucleotides long. RefSeq lists its product as uncharacterized. The record is from RefSeq and is a predicted model, not a curated record. NCBI's taxonomy places the organism in Eukaryota, Viridiplantae, Streptophyta, Magnoliopsida, Lamiales, Pedaliaceae.
AUCCCCCCCUCAAACAUUCACAUCAAACACUCUCCUGCAUAUAUCUUUCACCUUCAACAUCCCCCAAUUCCUCUCAUCAAACCAAUCAAUGGCUUCCAAAUCAUCAAUCAAACUCUCUCUCAGUCUCCUCUUCGUUUGCUCUCUCUUCCUCCCAGGAACACUAGCCGAGGUGGUGUGCGAGGAUUUGCCUGAGAAUCUGUGUGCCUUUGCGAUCGCCGCCUCCGGGAAAAGGUGCGUGCUGGAGAACUAUAAGAGUGAGGAAGGAAGCGUUGAUUACACAUGUAAGACAUCGGAAGUUGUGGUGGAGAGAUUGGCUGGUUAUGUGGAGACUGAUGAGUGCGUGAAUGCAUGUGGUGUUGACCGUAACUUUGUCGGAAUAUCCUCCGAUGCCUUCCUGACACCUGAAUUCAUCUCAAGCCUUUGCUCGCCUGCUUGCUACCGUAAUUGCCCCAACAUUGUUGACCUUUAUUUCAAUCUUGCUGCUGGUGAAGGAGUAUUUUUGCCAGCACUGUGCGAGAAGCAGAAGACCAGCCCCCAUCGUGCGAUGUUGGAGCUUCUGAGCAGCAGUGGUGGCGCCGCCGCCUCUGCGGCGGUGGAUGAGGCCAUUGUUGGAUCUCCGGCUCCUGCUCCCGCUCCUUCUGCGAUUUAAUCCAUGUCAAAAAUUUACAUGUGGAGUUUUGGGCUUAUAAUUCAUUAAAUUAUUGUAAAGAAAAGAGGAAUAUUAAUUAAUGGGCAGAGUGGGUAUAUAUUGAUUGAUGAGAAAAAGGGAAUUUUCUCAGUUGGGUUGUUUGGGAUUGGGCUACCUUCUUUUUUCUUUUACCAGUUUUCGUGUGAUAUUAUUCAAUGUUUAAUAUUUGAAUUUAAUAAAUAUUAUUAUCUUUUUACCAUU